Molecule: messenger RNA, 2010 nt
Organism: Hyla sarda
Lineage: Eukaryota; Metazoa; Chordata; Amphibia; Anura; Hylidae
Product: proto-oncogene Mas-like
Exons: 5
Coding region: 780-1784 (334 amino acids)
Biological process (GO): G protein-coupled receptor signaling pathway
Cellular component (GO): membrane
Molecular function (GO): G protein-coupled receptor activity
Source: RefSeq, a predicted model, not a curated record
UAGAAGCAGCGACAGUAUACAGAGUAUACAAGAGCAGUAACAAAGUAUACAGAGCAUACAGAUGCAGUAACAGAGUAUAUGGAAGUAGCAAAAGUAUACAAGAGCAGUAACAGUCAAGAAAGUAGACAGAGUAUACAAGAGCAGUAACAAAGUAUACAGAGUAUACAACAUAAAGAAGCAGAACAUGGAGCGACACACCGCUCCUGCAACAAACCAACAGGAUAAUCCUCCAUAACCUGCAGAGAUCAGAGAUCAGAAUGCAGGGAGUCUGCAGAACAGCUGAUCAUCCAGCUGAAGUGAUCUACAAGAGAGAGACAAAGGAAAUUAAUAUAGGAAAUUCCGAAGGUUAAAGAAGACCACCAGUAUAAAAUACUAUGGCACUCCAACUGACCUCCGUGAAUUGUAGAGGCUUGAAAACCCCAAUCAAAAGAGACAAGAACAAGUCUCCAUCCGCCCUGGAAUGUAAGGAUGAGGAAAUAUGGAGAGGCUGAGAGCCAAGUACAACUCCGCGCAGUCCCGGCUGGCAGACACUCAGCGAGUUUUCGUGGGUCCACAUAUGGAGAGUGCUGGAUCCUCUUACAACAGUCAUCUGGGAACAGCUGAAGGAGGAGCAGAGAUGAUCAUUCCUUCAUUCAAGACAUCCAUGACCUAAAAACUUCACAUAUAAUGGUCAAAGAUCCUCGCAUGAUGGUUAACCCAUCGUCACUCUAAAUUAGGACGUCAUUGGAAGGGAUUGCAGUUUAUAGGACAUUGUUGGCGUCCAUUAACUGCAUACCACAAUGUCCCUCAACACCUCCAUGAACAAUACGAACCCUCCAGUCCAGGUGGUCAUCCCAGACAUGUCUCUGUUCACCGUCCCCAUCACCAUUUGCCUCCUGACAGUCCUCAUCUGCCUGGUGGGUCUGGUCGGUAAUGGGAUUACAAUCUAUCUCUUCUGUUUUCGCCUCAAGUUGAACCAGUCGACGGUCUACAUCCUGAAUUUAGCCAUGGCGGAUUUCAUCUUCGUUUUUGGCUGCUGCAUGGUGUCGUUGUACUUCCUGUGCGUGUAUAAUAGAGUCCCCACCUCUCAGCAGAGUGACACUGUAUUCUCUGGGUUUGGGGAGUUCCUGAACAGUUUUGGGUUUAAUUCCAGUCUCUUCUUUUUGGCUAUUCUCAGCAUUGAACGCUGCCUCUCUGUUUGCUUUCCGAUUUGGUACAAGUGUCGUCGCCCUGAGCACUUGUCGGCCAUAUUGUGUGGCAUUAUAUGGAUUAUUUCAGUCUUCAUAACUGUGCUGGAGAGGUUCCUCAUCCCUGAAUCCAGGUCCACCGUGUACGCAGUUAUAUCGGUCAUAUUCCUGAUUGUGACUCUGUUCAUGUUUGGCUCCAGUGCCGUCCUUCUCAUAGAGAUCCAGAAGACGUCCAUCCAAUGCCGGCCCAUAAAACUGUACAUAGUUGUUGUGUCCGCGGUCAUCACCUUCCUCAUCUCUCUGGUUCCAGCCACCAUGGUGAGACUCUUGUUCUUCUUUUCGUUCGUACCUACAGGAAAGAUAAAGAUCCUCAGCUACAUUAUGAUUUCUUUGUGUUCUGCCAUCAAUUCUACGGUCAAUCCCUACAUCUACAUCAUUGUGGGGAGAUGGAGGAAGAAUGUCCCCACCGCCAAGGCUCUCGAAUCCGUCUUCAAGGAAGAACAUGGAAGGUCUUCAGAAGGAGACGAAUCUCUGGAGACCCAACAAACUGACACUGAGCCCAAACCAAACACUUUAAGUGUGAACAGGGACGAAAGACACAAAGGCUCAUCACAAUAACUUCUUGUCCCCGAGUGUUCUGCUACUCAAGGCUCCUCCUGAUGAAGAAGUAGAAAGUGUGGGGUCUCUGUCUCUAUGGUAGCCAAGAGCUUUCCCAGUCACCUUUUAUCUUACUUUUUUCACAUAUAUACAGUGGUCCCUCAACAUACAAUGGUAAUCCGUUCCAAAUGGACCAUCGUUUGUUGAAACCAUCGUAUAUUGAGGGAUCCGUGCAAUGUAAAGUAUA